GGGCAAGCGCGUCCGCCCGGCGGGAUGUUCGCGGCGCUGAACGAGCUGCUCGGCGUCUCCGUGGAGCAGCCGGAGCGGAGCCAAUUGACGCUGCUUUGCGCCACAAAGACGGACGCCGGCUUCCUGGUCCACCAUUUUCUCUCCUUCUACCUCAGAGCCGGGUGCAAAGUCUGCUUCCUCGCAUUGGCGCAAUCCUUCAGCCAUUACUCCUUCGUGGCUCAAAAGCUGGGAGUGAAUCUCCUCACCGCCAAGGAACAGAAUCAGCUGAUUUUCUUCGAAGGCCUGAAAUGGGCUAACCAGGUCCUGUUUAGCGACGGACAAGAAUCCGAGGACCCCAACCCUUUCCAAUUUAUCAGCGGAGAUGGCUCGGAUCUGAAAGGUCUUUACGAGUUUGUCCGGACAGCCGUGAAUCCUCCGACUGGUGGACAUCGGUGGAAAUUCUCCGUUCUGAUCGUGGACGAUCUCGGCGUCCUCUUGAGUCUCGGGGUGCGACUGGUGGAUCUUCUGAACUUUGUUCAUUAUUGCCGGGUGACCGUGAACGCCGAAUUGAAGGGGAACCUGGUUUUCAUGGUGCACAGCCGGGAAGAUUCGGAGGACGAAGAGAACGAGACGUUGGUGAAGGCCCUUCGCCAUCACGCCAGCCGCCUCCUCUGGGCCGAAGGUCUGGCCACCGGCCCCUGCCAGGAGGUGCACGGACAGCUGACCAUCCUGGAAAAGGAUUCCCGGGAAUCGGGCGCCGCGAGGGAUCUCCAGCGGGUUUACCAGUACAAGAUCCUGGACCGGAACGUCGCCUUCUUCGCCCGGGGGAUGUCGGCCGCCGUGCUGUGACGCUGGGGGGCAGAGAGGGUCGGGUUUCGUCCAGAAAGACGCCGUGGGGGAUCCAGGAGGAUCUGGAUCUGGGAUCUCCAGGGGAUCCGAUUCGAUCUGGUCUGGGGCUCCCGGCCAGGAACCCCGCUCGAUCCCGGCCGGUUGAUCGGGAAGACGGAUGGGAAGAGAUUGUGAGGCAAUAAAGGAAGCC
Molecule: messenger RNA, 1018 nt
Organism: Protobothrops mucrosquamatus (brown spotted pit viper)
Lineage: Eukaryota; Metazoa; Chordata; Lepidosauria; Squamata; Viperidae
Gene: ELP6
Product: elongator acetyltransferase complex subunit 6
Exons: 7
Coding region: 25-828 (267 amino acids)
Biological process (GO): tRNA wobble uridine modification
Cellular component (GO): elongator holoenzyme complex
Source: RefSeq, a predicted model, not a curated record